This is a messenger RNA of Mauremys reevesii (Reeves's turtle), 2333 nucleotides long. RefSeq names its product nectin cell adhesion molecule 2 (gene NECTIN2). The coding region runs from base 116 to 1525 and encodes 469 amino acids. The record is from RefSeq and is a predicted model, not a curated record. The transcript is spliced from 6 exons. NCBI's taxonomy places the organism in Eukaryota, Metazoa, Chordata, Testudines, Geoemydidae.
GCAGGAGGGCGCAGAGGAGAGCGGCGCCGGCAGGAGAGAGGGACGCGGCCGGACACCAAGCCGGGGUUGGGAGGGGCGAGCCGAGCUCGAGCCCAGCGGGGCCCCCCUGCGUCCCAUGGGCACGCCCGGCCGCCUCGUCUUCUGGAGCCUGCUGAGCGUGGUGCUGACCCAGCGGGUGAAGGUCCGGAAUGAGGUCACGGGCUACGUGGGCGAUGAGGCCAUGCUGCAGUGCCUCUUCCCCGCCUCCAGCCCCGACAUCAAGGUCAGCCAGGUUACCUGGAUGAAGGAGAUGGGCGGCAAGAAGCAGAACGUGGCUGUCUACCUCCCGGACCACAAGCCCAACUUCCCCUUGGACAACAGCGGCAGGAUCCGGUUUCUGAACGUCUCCCUGCAGGACGCCACGCUGAUCAUCCAGCCCUUGCGCAUGAGUGACGAGGGGACCUACGUCUGUGAAUUCGCCACCUACCCUCAUGGCAACGAGGACGGGGUCACCACGCUCAGCAUCCUGGCCAGGCCCACCAACACGGCAGAGUCGCGGAAGGUGGUGGUGGGUAACACCACGAUCCCAGUGGCUGUCUGCACCUCAGCCAACGGCAAACCCCCCGCCCACAUCAAGUGGGACGCCGCCUUCGACGGCAUCUACAAUGCCUCCGAGGUGACCAACGGAGACGGCACCGUCACCGUCACCAGCCAGUUCAACAUGGUGCCCACGGUGGAGGCAGACCAGCAGCAAAUCACCUGCAUCAUCAGCCAGAGGACACUGGCUGCGCCGGAGAACAUCCCUGUCACGCUGUCCGUGCUGUACCCGCCACAAGUCACUAUUGAUGGCUAUGAUGACAACUGGUACGUGAGCCGGAGUGAGGCUGUGCUGAGAUGCGCCGCCAAAGGGAACCCCAAACCCACCCAUUACUCCUGGAGCACCCCCAGUGGGUCACUGCCCUCCACGGUGCAGGUACAGGGCGACCGGCUGGUGGUGCAGUCAGUGGAUGUGGCUGUGAACACGACCUUCAUCUGCCAGGUCACUAAUAGUGUGGGGACGACACGGGUGGAGCAGACGGUCCUGGUGCGAGAGCACCCCGUGAAGCUGCAGAGCAGCGCCGGAGCCAUUGCUGGGGGUCUCAUCGGGGGCAUCCUGGCCCUCGCCCUGCUCGGGGCUCUGGUAUUCUUCCUGCUCCGCCGGCGCCACGCCCGACCCCCUGUCAAGGGUGCCUAUGACCCCACCACCCGCGUCUUUGGUAAUGGGGCCGCUCCGCCCCCCAACUUAAUCUACCGCCCCAACUCGGAGCUGGACCGGCCCCUCAGGGCCACGCCGGGUGAGGGGGCCCCCGGGGAGCGGCCCGGCCCCUACAGCUACCCCGGCCAGCGGCAUGAGGAGGAUGAGGAGGAGGAGCGGCUUGACGAGGUGGGGCCCAUAUUGCGGCUCAGCGCCCACCCCGGGCAGGGCGCUCCGAGCGGCUACGAGGACGACGACAUGGAGUCACAGCACGACGGGUCCAUCAUCUCCAAGACGGCUGUCUACGUGUGACCGCCCUGCCCUGGGGGGAGCCGAGAUAAUGGCGGGUGAACCCCUCGCAGGCGAGGACAAGAGAGUCUGGGGAGCAGAGACGGAUUAACUCAGGGGGCUGCGGAAACUUCCAGGGGGCGACAGGCUGCUGGGGGGCCAUGGAUGCCGGACUCCUGACUCGUGAUCCCGCCAGCCCCAGGCAGUAGGCGGGUCUCGGCUGCCUGGCCAGGUGGGGGGAGAUGCGCCCUUGUGUUGGGGGAAAGGCUCCGUUGACACCCAUGUGCUGGGAUGCGGACGCUGUGCUCUAGGUGAACACAUGGGGCGGGGGACCCUGGAGUGCUGGGGAGGGGGGCAGGAAGGUUCGUGCUGAUGCCUUGGGUUCUGUACAAUACAGUAGUUCCUGAGCCAGGGGGUGGGGGAUGGGGGAACACAGACCCUCCCCCUUUAAAAGGUGACCCACGCAGCUCCCUGGAUUCAGGAUGUGAUUUGCCUGAUUCUGCGCCACCUGGAAUGAGAGCGGGAGAGUCGGUGUGAUUCCCUCCCCGUUUGGGGGGCUUCCUCGAGGCGCAGCCUAUGUCGGUGACCUGCCCUAGCGAGUGCCGCUGCUCCAUUGUCUGCCAGUGUCUGAGACACACACUGCUUACACCCCUCCCUGCACUGUUCUCCCCGUCCCCCCGCUGUGUCUUACGGUGCCAGCUCCUCCACCCCCCCACCCCCGUGUAAAUAUCCCGAGCCCCCGAGAGCGGUUAUGUUCCCAGUGUACUGGUUGCUAUGGCACCAUCACCCGUCUGUCUCCAUUCUGUGUGUAAUAAAGUCUCCUUGGAGCCCA